Molecule: messenger RNA, 2159 nt
Organism: Stylophora pistillata
Lineage: Eukaryota; Metazoa; Cnidaria; Anthozoa; Scleractinia; Pocilloporidae
Product: ferroportin
Biological process (GO): iron ion transmembrane transport
Cellular component (GO): membrane
Molecular function (GO): iron ion transmembrane transporter activity
Source: RefSeq, a predicted model, not a curated record
UCACGCUACCAAGACUUGUGUCCGAGUGUCGUCCGAGUGAGUCCGAGUGCCCUCGAUCGAGAAGCAAAUCUUAACGCCCGACAGAGCAGUUACGCAAGUAAAUACCACUGCUGUACUUUGCAAUAUUUGCUGUAUCCCGACGAGAAAUGGAGCAAGGACAGAGUGAAGAAUCGCUGAUAGAAUCCAGCGAGAGAACGGAUGAAUUGCGAAUGAGGAAUACGCCAGCUGGGAGACCAGCUACAGCGAAAUGUUGUAAAAUUUCGCCCCUAAAUCUUGUCUGUAUCAGUCAUUUGUUUUCCGCUUGGGGAGAUCGCAUGUGGCAUUUUGCUAUCGGACUGUACCUAGUUGAACUCACACCAGGAUCGCUGCGCUUAACGUACAAAUGCACUGCUAAGAAGAAUCGAUCUUUGUUGCAAGAUACUCGCUCCAAUUGUAGUCGGUCAGGUAAUGACGUACGUCUCUAAAAUAGCGGGUGUGUGGUUUCUGGCGGGUUGGAAUGUUGUGUCAGUUUUUGGAGAGUACUAUCUUCUCUGGAAAGUUUUCAAAGCCGUAACCGCGUUGUCUCACAAAGUCAUCGACACAACGAGACACAACUCUAACAUUGAAGAGAACUCCUCAGUGGAUAUGCCCGCUGAUGAAUCUCACGGGUCUAAUGAGCGCUUGGAAUGGAUGGAGAACGAAGACCAAGAAAGGGGCCAGAAUGACGCUGAGGAUUUGGUCCCUGCUGUUACUGUCAGACCUGUCCAAAGACCACGGAAACCAAGUGUCUAUGCACGAUUUAAGAAAAGAAUCCUGACCUUUAAAACGGGCUGGCACAUUUAUUUUAGACAGAGUGUAGCCCGACCUGGGCUUGCCCUGGCCUCGUUGUAUUUCACGGUGAUUUCGUUUGGCGCCAUAACGACUGGUUACGCUUACACGCAGUGUUUGUCUGAGUCAGUUCUGAGUCUAAUACGAGGCAUUGGUUCGUUGUUCGGCGUCUUGGCCACGUUUAUUUUCCCCCGGCUUAGAAAUGCCGUUGGCGUUGUUCGUUGCGGGUUGUUCUCCAUGUCUCUUCAGUUUUCCUGCCUUCUGUUGUGUGUCGCUGCCGUCUUUGCACCUGGUUCGCCAUUCUUCUUGUUGCCGAGAAAUUCAGUGCAACCUUUGCUUCCUCAGUGUGAAGCAACUCAGCCGACAACGCCAACACCAACUCUUUCUCCCAGUUGCAUGAAUGAAGGGCCUAGGAAUGUCUCGUUAAGCGUUCAUCCUUCAAAUUUGCAGUUUGUGAGAAGAGAUGUUCCUAGCAGCAAUAUUACUUCAGCAACGGAUUGGAUGAAUGGAUCAAAAACACCAGCCAUACCGUCCACUAAAGCCAUAGGGCCAUCCAAGACCACGCCCAGUGUGGUGCCUUCCAAUUCAAUUGUCUCUCCUUCUCCUUCCUCUUCACCUUCAAACCGCAACUGUAGUUUGAAGACAACAGCUUCGCCGCCGCCGGCCAUAAGCAGCAGCUUUUCAUAUGUCUCCAUCAGCUUGCUUUUAGCAGGGAUCGUCUCAUCCCGCCUUGGAUUGUGGCUGUCUGAUCUAACUAUCGUCCAACUCACCCAAGAGGCUGUACCAGAACAAGAGAGAGGAAUAGUGGGUGGGAUGCAGAACUCUUUCAAUUCAAUCUUAAGCCUUCUCAUGUACGGUUUAGUUAUAGCUCUUCCCAAGCCCGAGACUUUCGGUUUAUUGGCACUGAUGUCUGUGGGCGCAGUUGGAAUAGGUGGCUUACUGUAUGCUUCUUUCGCGUACAAGAUUCGUGGUCAUUUGUUUCAUUUUGAGAAAGUCGGUAAAUUCUGCGGCGGGGCCGAAGCUCGUAGGGAGCCGGUGCCAAUGCUGAUUUCAAAUGAUGACCUCGAUCUUGAGGAUGAUGAGGAGGAGGCCAUGAUUAGAGGAGUAUUAAGCACUAGGAACGAGAAUUUUAAGUAUUAAAAUAUCCACUUACGCGAGGCAGUCACCUUGUUCCAGACAGGCUGCGUUCUUUUCGCCUAAUAGUCCAUUUGCUGGAUCAUAAGUGCUUUCAGUUUUUUUUCUUUCAGUUUGCUAGUAAGACGAGAGGACAUACAUGUGUUCUGACAUCCUCGGAGACCCAGGGGCUGCGAGUCGAUUUCAAGUUAGGGCGUGAAGAGCCCCUGGGGGCAUUG